AUGCCCUACGCGAUAAAUCCAGUAGUUAGCCCUGCCCUAAACAUGGAGGAACCUAUUGGCGACAAUGCUGACCGGGAUAUAGCUGUCGAAAAGCUAGGCCCCCUCGGCGACCGUGUGUCCAUCCGAGCUCUCUUGAACGGUGGCACAGACACAUUCACGGAGACCUUCAAUCUUCCGCCCUGCGACGAUCGACAAAGAGGGCUGCAGUUCCAUCAGCAAAAAGAAGAAGGAGAAGAUGAAGAGAACGAUGCCAUUGAGACGAAGUCGGAAGAUGGAAGCCCACAUACUUUCGACUUUUCCGUGAUGUUCCAAACCCCUAUGGGCAUUGACGAUCAGUAUCUAGACUUCUGGACAGGGCCGUUUGGAUCGGUUCAAUCCCCCUCAUAUAAUGAUUUGCAACUGGAAGUUUACGAUUCGUCAAUGAUAUCGCCAGAAGCUCAGAUUGGCUCCACACCCUCCAGCUCGACUCAACCGCCUUCGGAUCAGGCGCAGUAUGUCUCAGCACUGAACAUGGCAAUUUACAAUAAGCUAUGGUGCCUGGCGUUGGAUGGAAAAUCUCGUCAGGAACUGACUGCGAGCCUAAAUUUCCUCUUAACCUCAGAGAGGAUCCGCAAGUUCAUCUCGCUUUAUUUCCGUAAUUGGCACCUGAAUUGUCCCAUCAUUCACCGCCCAUCAUUCGAUCCCGCCAAACUCCCGGUUGGUUUGGUCAUCAGCGUGGUCUUUAUAGGGGCCUUGUAUUCUAAAGAUCAAACCGAGAGGCUCGCUGCAAAGAAGUUGGUUGAUGCUGCGGAGUUGGUGGUCUUCGAUUCAGAAAUUUUCUCCUUUGAGAUUGAAGUCACCCGAUCCAUACAAGGCGAUUCUAUGGCAACAAUGUCGGAUUCUCCUCAACAAGAUCGUGACUGGGAGAUUUUCCAAGAGCUACAGGCUGGUUACCUGAUGGUCGUUGCCCAGUAUUGGGGCGGUUCAAGGGGGUCUAAACGACGAGCAAUGCAAUCUCGGCUCGGAGACGUCAUCAAUGUCGCUCGGAGUAUGCAACUGCACCAUGCUCGUCAUCUGCCGUCCGAUCGCAUAUCAGAGGUUGCUUGGCUACAAAAAGAGACGAAAAUCCGAACUAUAUCAGUCAUUGCAUUGCUUGAUUGUGCCAUGAGAAUCUAUUCAAACUACCCCUGCCGCAUAACUCUCGCCGAACUCGACAAUGACCUUCCCUGCAAAGAAGCCAUUUUCAGCUCACGGCACCCUUUCAUGCAGGACGAUUCUAUUUUUGCGCCACGACUAACAAUGUCUCAAGCCUUCGCUCUCCUUUUUGAUGGAAAAGCAAAGGGCGCCGAUUCAACAACUGCUUCCCAGGCAGAUCUGUCGGAAAUCGGAGCGUCCUCGGGGGAGACAGAAGGCAGUUGCGAUCUUACUAUAUUCGAUUUGUUCAUUCUCAUCCACUUUCUGUAUACUUACGUACACUCAUGCGUAAUGACAAUGUCACUCAACCUGCCCACCACGAACUUUGGUCGCCGUAUCAAUGGGCCGAAGCCUUCCAGUUCCGCUAUGGGCCCAAUGGCCCAAGAAAUCAAGGGCGCCUUGGAGAGAUGGCGACAACUAUGGGAAGCUAUCCGCUCACAGACUUCAGACAAAUCUCUGAAAGCUGAAGGCAUGUACAGAAAUGCUUUUCACUUCUGGAUUGUCCUUCAAUUCAUCAUGGCCAAGGAGGAAGCGGUCGAUGUUAUCACUAGCAUGGAGGUGAACUGCGAUGACGCAUUGACCAAGCUCAAAGUCCUCUUUCAGAACGACAAUGAGCAAGAAGGAUGA
Molecule: messenger RNA, 1800 nt
Organism: Cladophialophora psammophila CBS 110553
Lineage: Eukaryota; Fungi; Ascomycota; Eurotiomycetes; Chaetothyriales; Herpotrichiellaceae
Exons: 4
Coding region: 1-1800 (599 amino acids)
Biological process (GO): regulation of transcription by RNA polymerase II; DNA-templated transcription
Cellular component (GO): chromatin
Molecular function (GO): RNA polymerase II cis-regulatory region sequence-specific DNA binding; zinc ion binding; DNA-binding transcription factor activity, RNA polymerase II-specific
Source: RefSeq, a predicted model, not a curated record